Molecule: messenger RNA, 1068 nt
Organism: Capronia epimyces CBS 606.96
Lineage: Eukaryota; Fungi; Ascomycota; Eurotiomycetes; Chaetothyriales; Herpotrichiellaceae
Exons: 1
Coding region: 1-1068 (355 amino acids)
Molecular function (GO): arylformamidase activity
Source: RefSeq, a predicted model, not a curated record
AUGUCCGGAUCCCAGUCCGAGUCCGCGUCCGAGUCCGCGUCCGUGUCGGGCCCUCCGGUGCCCUUCUCGUCGCUGCCUCUGUCGAAAGAGCCAGCGGCAGCGCGGCUCAACGCAUGGGGUGCGUACGGGGGUCGGGACGAACUGGGCUUCCUGAACCGGCAGACGGCGUCGACGGUGGCGGCGGCGGCGGCGUCGGAGAUCCGCAUGGGGGUGCGGGUGACGGUGGACGCGCCGCUGGACUUCCUGGGGACGAAGCCGCUGUUCGGGCGGCAGGCGUUUCACAAGGAAGUGUACCAGAAGGCGCCGCGGGUGGUGCACGACGACACGUGGAGCUUCAACACGCAGGGGUCGUCGCAGUGGGACGGCCUGCGCCACUUUGGCUACCAGGCCGCGCAGCGGUUCUACAACGACACGACGCUCGACGACAUCGCCGGCACCAGCGCCAGCGGGCAGACGAACCCGCACGUGCUGGGCAUCCACAACGCCGUCCAGCACGGCGGCAUCAUGGGCCGGGCCAUCCUGGUCGAUUUCCGCCGCUGGCUGGACGAAGGGCCCGGUAAGGAGAUUGUCAAGCGCGACGCUGAGGUGGGCUUCGACAACUUCCGCUCCAGCGCCAUCAAGCUCGACUGGAUCCUCCAGACGCUCAAGUGGCAGGACAACACGACGCCGCGGUUCGGCGACGUCUUGAUCGUCCGCUCCGGCUGGUUCCCCGCGUACCGCGCCCUGCUGGCCAACGACCCGGCCGAGCUGGACCGCAUCGCCAACAUGAAGCCGCCGGCCUUCGGCGGCGUCGAGCAGUCCGACGACGUGCUGCGCUGGAUCUGGGACCACUUCUCCGCCGUCGCCUCCGACCACCCGUCCUUCGAGCGCUGGCCCUCCCCCUUCGACUGGAGUCUGCACGAGGUCCUGCUGGCCGGCUGGGGCUGCAAUAUCGGCGAACUGCUCGACCUAGAGGCUCUCAGUCAGGAGUGUGUGCGCCAGAACCGCUGGUCUUUCUUCCUCGCUAGUGUGCCGUGCUAUGUGCCCGGCGGCGUCGCCAGUCCUGUGAACGGCGUCGCCAUUUUCUAG